Messenger RNA from Kwoniella mangroviensis CBS 8507, 1851 nucleotides. RefSeq lists its product as uncharacterized. The coding region runs from base 1 to 1851 and encodes 616 amino acids. NCBI's taxonomy places the organism in Eukaryota, Fungi, Basidiomycota, Tremellomycetes, Tremellales, Cryptococcaceae. The transcript is spliced from 2 exons. The record is from RefSeq and is a predicted model, not a curated record.
AUGAGGACGAACAGGAAAUUACUGCAACCAUUGCUAUCUCGACGGUCCAUUACCGUCGCCUCAUCAAUACGUCUAUCCCUCCUCCCUUGGCUUACACCCUCUGCCACACCCUCUACCCUACCACAAUCUCAAAUACGGCUAUACUCCCAGAUAAUACGACGGGGACCAUCAGCCCCUCCAGGCUAUCCAUCUGAUACCGAAUACUCCGACUCGACAGUUUACGCUUUCUCUUACAUCUCUCGAGUGAUCCGCUAUAUCCUCUACGGUAUUCUUACACUAGGCGGAGUAUCACUGGCCGGGUUCGAGGGACUACACCUAUACGUCGAGAAAGUAGCUCUUGCCGCACCGUCUCGGGACGGGUUCGAUGAUCCAUAUGGAUGGAUAGGUGAGAAUGUAGGAUGGACCGGCGGUCUAAAAGGAGGUACAGAUCCUAGAUUAGGUCAGAAAGCCAGACAUGCGUUGAGGGGAGCUUGGAUAUGUCAAGAAUGGGGUGCGGGAGGUUCAGCAUCUUCAACAUUAUCCAGUCGAAAUACUUCUUCGGGUCCAUUUCAUCCAGAUUACGUAGCUGUAAAAGGUAUGAUCGGCAACACAUCAUCUUCAACAGAGGGUAGACAGACCGUAGACAGAGGGUAUGAAUUAGCAGAAGAAUUCGUAAAUCUAGCUAUAAACGAAGCUCGUAAAAGAGGAUUGGUAUUUCCUCCAAAUCUCAGCAGCUCUUCAUCAAUACCGAACCUUCCUCCUAAAGAUCAUGAAAAUACCCAUGGAGUUCCGCAAGGUGAUCCAGCAGUAUUGGACCUGUUAUUGUUAAAAGCAGGUAUAUUAGAAAGGAUCAAUACACCCUACUCACUAUUACAUGCCAAAGACCUAUAUCAACAGGUAUUGAAUUCUAUGAAUCAUGCGCAGGACGAGCAACAUCUGCAUAACCAACCUAGGAUAAUGAGGUUGGCAGGUAAGAUUGGUGAUUUAUCAGCUAGGACGGGUAAUUCGGGUAAUGCCUUGGAAUGGUGGUCGUGGGGUCUGGGAAAAGCUGGUAUACAGAUGGAUAAAGGGAAUACAAAAAUAAGUGAAGUAGUGAAAGAGGUUAAGAAGGAGGGUCGAAGUUGGUUCGGAUUUGGAGGGCAACCAAAGACACCUGAAGAAUCAACUUCGACGUCGACAUCGAUAUCGAUAUCGACAGAUGUACAAUCACCUGGUAUUUCACCUGCGAUCCUUCGAGCAUCCAUCUCACUCCUGGCGUCAGCUUCCGCUCACUUGGCUACCACCUCUUCACUCAAUACAGCUUCCUCCCUUCAAUCUCACGCUCUGGCGCUCAUACCACCUUCCUCAACCCCAGCUAGUUCCUCGUCACCCGACUCGGCUCUUCAUUCUACAUGGCUACAACAGAGAGUGGCAUUACUAAAGUUAUAUCAAGCUUCCAUCCUCCACGCUCAAAACACCAAAUCGACAUCUCCGAAACCGCUCGAACUGGUUACUGAGUCUUCAGAGAUAUCCGAACUAGUCAUAUCAUCCCUACCUACCAUACCUAUAGGCAAAUCAUCUAGCUUAGUCGGUCCAGCGAAAUUGCUUCGUCGCGAUGCACUCUUGACAGGAGCAGAAGCGAGUUACACCCGUGGAGUAUUCUUGGAGAGAUCUCCACCGUCAAGUCCAGAAGAGAAGGUCAACAGGUUGGAGCAAGCUUCAGAAUGUUUCGAAAGGGCCAUGGCGCUCAACGUGUUGGAGAGCGGGGUAGAGAAAAAGGGAGAAGAUGAAAUGGGUCAAGGUGGGGAUUGGAAUAAGUAUUGGAGAGGGUAUGUGAGAGUGAAAGGGAAAUUGGGUAAUUUGGUUGAAUCAACCACUACUACGAAAGUGUGA